CUAAAUAGUGUGAGAUAAAAUAUGGAGUUUGUCCUAAAUGCACAGUAUCAUCUAGUUUAAUUUUGUCAAUUUUGUGAAAAGCUUGGAAAAUUAUAAAGACUAAAAAGUUGAAGCUUCACCAGUCAACAACUCUUACAGUCUAAAUAAAGUUGCUUUUUCUGUCAGGAUGGGUUGUGUGCUAAAUAGGUGAAAGUGAAAGCCAAGUGUGGUAAAACAUAUUUGGAAUUUGUCCUCUGCAUUUAAACCAUCCAAGUUAUUUCAUUCACAUAAUAAGUAGUGAAUAGUGAACACACACAAACACCUGGAGCAGUGGGCAGCCAUUCACGACAGCGUUCAGGGAGGGAUUGGGCACUUCAGUCAUUUCCUGUGGGUAUUUAGACUCAACCUGCAACCCUUUGGGUUACCAGUCUGAAUGUAACCAUUAGGCCACGACUGCCCUAAGAAACUGCUCCAAGGUCUUUCUUGAAGUAGAUCUAUUCAUGUCAUUUACUUAUUGACUAAGUGUACUAUAUUGUUUUCUGAUAGUAUAGCUAUGAGAAAUAAAACAAAAACGACAUCUUGCCUCAUGUCAUUUUUCUACCUAAAAAUUAGUUUAACAACUUGUCACAAUGAUAUUUUCAGAUAUCUGAAUUUUACCUACUCUUAGUCGAAUCUGCUGUUCAGCGAAUUGAUACUGAAAUUACUCAGCUCCUCACUCACACCAGAGAUCCGCCCCUAGUCUUGUUGAUGCUAAGUGCUAACUGCUAACAACAGUAGCCUGCCUUUGUCGUCACAGAGAGAAAAUCAACUGAAUGAAUUACUUUAGGAAUUAGUAAAUAACAUCUGGAUGCAUUCAUAUGUGGUAAAAGGUCUCCAGCAUGUCAGAUCUGGUCCUGUGGGUGUCAGUAUCACACAGUGAUCACAGUUCACACCUGCAGUGAAGCUCCUCCCACAACAAUUCACCAAUAAAUACUGGGAAUAUUCACAUCAUCCUACAAGAGAAGGACAAACUCCAGGUGUAGAAGCUGAAAUCUGUGUGACUGUUAAAGAUGGAGUUUAUUAAAGAAGAGAUUGAAGACAUGAGUAUUUCAGAGCCAUGCAGAAUAAAAUAUGAAGAUACUGAGGAACAAAUAGACUGGAUUGAGAUGAAACUGCAAAAACAUGAAUUGAAUGAAGAAGAGGAGGAAAAGCAGAGCAUCAAAACUCAAAGAACAAAAGCUAAAAAGCCGCACACCUGCUCUCAGUGUGGAACAGGUUUCAGUCUAAAAGCAAACCUAAAGAUACACUUAAGAAUUCACACUGGAGAGAAACUUUUUACAUGCACUCAGUGUGGAAAGAGUUUUUCUCAAUUAUCAGGUCUCAGUUAUCAUCUACGCUUUCACUCUGGAGUAAAACCAUUCAAGUGUGAUCAGUGUGGUAAAGAUUUUGCUUCAACAUCAAAUCUAAAACAACACUUGAAAGUUCAUUCAGAUGAGAAGCCUUUUGUGUGUUCUUUCUGUGGAAAGAGUUUUUCAUGGCUGAACAGUUUUAAACUACACCAGAAAACACAUAAUGAAGUGAAAGAUCAUGUGUGUUUGGACUGUGGGAAGAGCUUUACGAGAGCUAUCAAUCUGAAACAUCAUCAAAGAAUUCAUACUGGAGAAAAACCUUACAAGUGCUCAUAUUGUGACAAGAGUUUUAAUCAGUCUGGACACCUGAAAUCACAUGAGCGAGAUCAUACUGGAGAGAAGUCGUACCACUGUAGUCAGUGUGAGAAGAGUUUUGCAUGUAAAACUGGUCUCAAGUAUCAUCUGCUCCGUCACUCUGGAGAAAAGCCAUUUAACUGUGAACAGUGUGGUAAAGAUUUUAUUUCAUCAUCACAGCUAAAACAACACCUGAAAGUUCAUUCAGGUGAGAGGCCUUAUGUGUGUUCUUUAUGUGGAAAGAGUUUUUCACGGCUGGAUGGUUUUAAACUGCACCAGAAAACACAUGAUGAAGUGAGAGAUCAUGUGUGUUUGGACUGUGGGAAGAGCUUUACAACAGCUGAGAAUCUGAAACGGCACCAAAGAAUUCAUACUGGAGAAAAACCUUACAAGUGCUCAUAUUGUGACAAGAGAUUCACUCAGUCAGGAACUCUGAAAUUACAUGAGCGAGUUCAUACUGGAGAGAAGCCGUACUACUGUACUCAGUGUGAGAAGAGUUUUGCACGUUUAAGAAGCCUUCACACUCAUAUGAAAAUAUGUUGCAAGUGAGAAAUACUUGGAAACCUUGGAAAAUUAUAAAGACUAAUAAGUUGAAAGCAAUUGGGCACUUCAGUCAUUUCCUGUUGGUAUUUAGACUCAAACCUGCAACCCUUUGGGUUACCAGCCUGACUCUAACCAUUAGGCCACGACUGCCCCAAGGUCUUUCUUGAAUUAGAUCUAUUCAUGUCAUUUACUUAUUGACUAAGUGUACUAUAUUGUUUUCUGAUAGUAUAAGUAUGAGAAAUAAAACAUCUCGUCUUGAUUUAUUAAAUAAACACAAAGAAUGGAUUUAAAUAAACUGAGCAAGCAGCUAGAAUCAUUUUUGAGUGUAUUGUUUUUAAUUGUUAGCAUAUGUUUCAGCAUUAUGUCUAAAUAUGCAGUAAUGGCCUUAGAUUCUCCUUCAUAAUACCUUGAAGAAAUUUAAAGUAGCAUAAAUAACACACUUCUAAAUUAAAAUCAGCAAGCCAGAAUUACAAUAUUCCCUUUUUCUCACAACUCAACACUACAUUCCAGUAGGUGGCGCUAAUGCGCAUUAAAGCGGUUUACAAACUUCCAUAAAACGUAAAAGAAGAAGAUGAUCGUCCUGAGAAGAAAGAAAAGGAGAAAUCCAAGCAGAAACAGCUUAAUUCUCUGUCCUCUAAUAUAGUAAAGAUGGAGUUUAUUAAAGAAGAGAUUGAAGACAUGAUUGAUCCAGAACCAUCCAGAAUAAAACAUGAAGAUACUGAGGAACAAAUAGACUGGAUGGAAGUGAAGCAGCAAACACAAGACCUGAAUGAAGAAGAGGAAAAUUGUACCCUCACAUCUCAAGAAACAAAACCUAAAAAGCUGCACACCUGCUCUCAGUGUGGAAAGAGUUACACAAAAAAAGAAAACCUUAACCUACACAUAAGAGCUCACACUGGAGAAAAACCGUUUACAUGCACUCAGUGUGGAAAGAGUUUCACAAAAAAAGAAAACCUUAAAACACACAUAAGAAUUCACUCUGGAGAGAAACCGUUUACAUGCACUCAGUGUGGAAAGAGUUUUAAUCGUACAUCAUGUCUCACUGUUCAUCUGCUCCGUCACUCUAGAGAAAAAUCAUUUAACUGUGAUCUGUGUAGUAAAGAUUUUAUUUUGUCAUCGCAUUUAAAACAACAUCUGAAAGUUCAUUCAGAUGAGAAGCCUUAUGUGUGUUCUCUCUGUGGAAAGAGUUUUACAUGGGUGAAAAAUUUUAAAUUGCACCAGAAAACUCAUGAUGAAGUGAGAGAUCAUGUGUGUUUGGAGUGCGGGAAGAGCUUUACUACAACUGCCCAACUGAAACGACACCAAAUAAUGCAUACUGGAGAAAAACCUUACAAGUGCUCAUCUUGUGACAAGAGUUUCACUCAGUCUGGACAACUGAAGUCACAUGUGCGAGUUCAUACUGGAGAGAAACCUUUCUUAUGUCAUCAGUGUGGAAUUUGCUUUGCAUAUAAGGACAGUCUUAAGAAACACACAAGAAUUCAUACUGGAGAGAAACCUUUCAUAUGUCAUCAGUGUGGAAUUGGUUUUGCACGUAAAGACGGUCUUAAUAAACAUAAGAUAAGAAUUCACACUGGAAAGAAACCGUAUACAUGAUCUCAGUGUGGAAAGAGUUUCCCAUAUACAACUGGACUCAGACUUCAUCUGUGCAUUCACUCUGGAGAAAAAUGAAAUGUUUUUCACCUGUUGUCAGUGUGGAAGGAGCUUCGCAACUUGUGAGAAUGAUGUGAGAGACUGAUACUGUCAUAUAGAAAAUGAUUCCUUCAACUUACUGCUGCUAAAAGAGUGUACCUAGUUUGUUACCCAUGGCUUUUCUAUUUUGGGUUUAUUUUUGUUAAAUAAAUUAUGAAAUGGUGUAAUAUAUAAUUUGUUGUUCAUCUGAGGUGGUAUUUAACCAUAAAAUUGUAAAGAGUGUCCUUUUUCAUGUUUAAAUAUAGUCCACAAGACAAAAUAAAAGUUGAAUACAUAAAAAUGACCCUGUUCAAAAGUUUACACAUGUAAAUAAAAGUCUAAAUUAAAUCUGUUCAUCAUAUUGUCACAAUUACGUUUGUUUUGACUCUUUGUGUUUCAUCAUCAUCUGCCUUAAUUGCUCAUUUGUUGUCAUGGACACUUAUGGUUUUCAGCUGUGCACUCAUUAAUCACCAUCAUCAUCACCACCUGUAUUUAUGUUCAGUUCUGUUCCAGUCUAGUCUUGUCUUCAUUAAAUGGAUGUGUUGAUGGUUGUAACACGACUUUCACGUGUACAUCCACUGGACCCACAAAAAUGUGCCAAUAUUUGCCUCAGUCUGCUAUAUGUUUCAGUAUAAUUUUAUAUCUAAAUAUGCAGUAAUGACUUAUAGAUUCUCCUUCAUAAUGCCUUGAAGAAAUUUAAAGUAGCCUAUAUAAGACCCAUCUAAAUUAAAUAAAAAUCAGCAAGCCAAAAUUACAAUAUUCCCUUUUUCUCAAAACUCAAUACUACACUCCAGUAGGUGGCGCUAAUGCGCAUUAAAGCGGUUUACAAACUGUCAAAAAACGUAAAAGAAGAUGAUCGUCCUGAGAAGAAUGAACAGGAGAAAUCUGUGUGCUGUAAUAUAGUAAAGAUGGAGUUCAUUAAAGAGGAGAUUGAAGACAUGAGUGAUCUAGAACCAUCCAGAAUAAAACCAGAAGAUACUGAGGAACAAAUAGACUGGAUGGAAGUGAAGCAGCAAAACCUGAAUGAAGCAGAGGAAAUUCAUACCUUCACAUCUCAAGGAACAAAACCUAAAAAGACACACAUAUGCUCUCAGUGUGAAAAGAGUUUCACAAAUAAAAGAAACCUUAACAUACACAUAAGAGUUCACACUGGAGAAAAACCGUAUACAUGCACUCAGUGUGGAAAGAGUUUUAAUCGUUCAUCAGGUCUCAGUGUUCACCUGCUCCGUCACUCUGGAGUAAAACCAUUUAACUGUGACCAGUGUGGUAAAGACUUUAUUUCGUCAGCAAGUCUAAAACAACACCUGAAAGUUCAUUCAGAUGAGAAGCCUUAUGUGUGUUCUCUCUGUGGAAAGACUUUUUCAUGGCUGCGUCAUUUUAAACUGCACCAGAAAACACAUGAUGAAGUGAGAGAUCAUGUGUGCUUUAAUUGUGGGAAGAGCUUUACUACAACUGCCCAACUGAAACGACACCAAGUAAUUCACACUGGAGAAAGACCUUACAAGUGCCCAUAUUGUGACAAGAGUUUUGCUCGGCCUGGACAACUGAAACUACAUGAGCGACUUCAUACUGGAGAAAGACCUUACAAGUGCUCAUAUUGUAACAAGAGUUUCACUCAGUCUACACACCUGAAAUCACACAAGCGAGUUCAUACUGGAGAUAAACCUUUCAUAUGUCAUCAGUGUGGAAUUGGUUUUGCACGCAAGGACAGUCUUAACAAACACAUGAGAGUUCACACUGGAGAGAAACCAUAUAUAUGCGCUCAUUGUGGAAAGAGUUUUUCUCAAGCAUCAUGUCUCAGUGUUCAUCUGCGCAUUCACUCUAGAGAAUAAACAUUUAACUGUGAUCAGUGUGUUAAAGAUUUUAUUUCAUCAUCAAAUCUAAAACAACACCUGAAAGUUCAUUCAGAUGAGAAGGUUUGGUUUUGCAUGCAAAAAAGGGUCUUAAAGGGUUAGUUCACCCAAAAUGAAAUUUGUCAUUAAUUACUCACCUCAUUAGUUUCACACCCAUAAGAACUUCAUAUGUCCUCAGAACACAAAUUAAGAUAUUUUUGAUUAAAUCCGAAGGUAUCUGAUCCACACGUAGGCAGCAAUGUCAUUGCAUCUUUUCAGGUCCAGAAGGGUAUUAAAGACAUCGAUAAAACAGUCAACGUGACUACAGUGGUUCAACCUUAAAUGAUUAGUUCACUUUAAAAUGAAAAUUAGCCCAGGCUUUACUCAUCCUCAAGCCAUCCUAAACGGCCCAAUUCUGGGAUUGCGUGACUGGGGGGACAUUUCACAAACUUUUUUUUUUAACUACUAAACUAAUUAGGGUUGUUUAUUGCAAGUAAUUUGAGAGGAACUUUAAAUAUAUGUACAUUUCAAGUCGCAUUAUGUUUGUCUACAUAUAGGCCACAAGACAUUAAUAAAUUAAGAACUUUGUAUCUUUCCUUCCCCGACAGCAACAUAGUGUCUGCCCAGAUCUGGCCCACAUCUGGUCCGCGUGUAAUCCACGUGUACCAGAUGUGGGCCCGAUUUGGGCCAGACUAUGUUGUUGUCUGGGUUUCCUGUACUCCCAAUGCUAAGUACACUUUAAAAAAAUUGUGAUAUUUAGCCAUCCUUAAAAUUUGUUAGAUAUAGAUUUGUUAUUAGUCACAAUAGUUGUACUUUCUGUGAUUUUGAACGCAUAUUGACAACGGCUAAUAUUCCCUUUUUCCAAACUCAAUACUACACUCCAGUAGGUGGCGCAAACGCACAUUAAAGCGGUUUACAAACUUUCUUAAAACGUAAAAGAAGAAGAUGGUCGUCCUGAGAAGAAUAACAAGAGAAAUCCGUGCAGAAACAGCUGAAGUCUGUGUGCCAUACUAUAGUAAAGAUGGAGUUUAUUAAAGAGGAGAUUGAAGACAUGAGUGAUCCAGAACCAUCCAGGAUAAAACAUGAAGAUACUGAGGAACAAAUAGAUCUGGUCCAGUGGGUGUCAGUAUCACACAGUGAUCACAGUUCACACCUGCAGUGAAGCUCCUCCCACAACAAUUCACCAAUAAAUACUGGAAAUAUUCACAUCAUCCUACAAGAGAAGGACAAACUCCAGGUGUAGCAGCUGAAAUCUGUGUGACUGUUAAAGAUGGAGUUCAUUAAAGAAGAGAUUGAAGACAUGAGUGAUCCAGAACCAUCCAGAAUAAAACAUGAAGAUACUGAGGAACAAAUAGACUGGAUUGAGAUGAAACCGCAAAAACAUGAACUCAAUGAAGAAGAGGAGGAAAAGCGGAGCAUCAAAACCCAAAGAACAAAAGAUAAGCCGCACACCUGCUCUCAGUGUGGAACGAGUUUCACACAAAAAGUAAACCUAAAGAUACACAUGAGAAUUCACACUGGAGAGAAACUGUAUACAUGCACUCAGUGUGGAAAGAGUUUUUCUCAAGCAUCAGGUCUCAGUUAUCAUCUACGCUUUCACUCUGGAGUAAAACCAUUCAACUGUGAUCAGUGUGGUAAAGAUUUUGCUUCAUCAUCAAAUCUAAAACAACACUUGAAAGUUCAUACAGAUGAGAAGCCUUUUGUGUGUUCUCUCUGUGGAAAGAGUUUUACACAAAAAGUAAACCUGAACAAACACAUGAGAAUUCACACUGGAGAGAAACCGUUUACAUGCACUCACUGUGGAAAGAGUUUUUCUCAAGCAUCAGGUCUCGGUUAUCAUCUACGCAUUCAUUCUGGAGAAAAACCAUUCAGCUGUGAUCAGUGUGGUAAAGAUUUUGCUUCAUCAUCAAAUCUAAAUCAACACUUGAAAGUUCAUUCAAAUGAGAAGCCUCAUGUGUGUUCUGUCUGUGGAAAGAGUUUUUCAUGGCUGCACAGUUUUAAACUGCACCAGAAAACACAUGAUGAAGUGAGAGAUCAUGUGUGUUGUGACUGUGGGAAGAGCUUUACAAGAGCUACCGAUCUGGAACAGCAUCAAAGAAUUCAUACUGGAGAAAAACCUUACAAGUGCUCAUAUUGUGACAAGAGUUUCACUCAGUCUGCACAUCUGAAAUCACACGAGCGAGUUCAUACUCGAGAAGUCAUACCACUGUACUCAGUGUGAGAUGAGUUUCACUUGUAAAACUGGUCUCAAUUAUCAUCUGCUCCAUCACUCUGGAGACAAACCAUUUAAAGGUGCCCUAGAAAUUAAAAUUGAAUUUACCUCGGCAUAGUUAAAUAAUUAGAGUUCUGUAUGGAAAUGACAUACAGUGAGUCUCAAACAGCAUUGUUUCCUCCUUAUU
This is a messenger RNA of Megalobrama amblycephala (Wuchang bream), 8103 nucleotides long. Its product is annotated as gastrula zinc finger protein XlCGF7.1-like. The transcript is spliced from 7 exons. Lineage: Eukaryota; Metazoa; Chordata; Actinopteri; Cypriniformes; Xenocyprididae. The record is from RefSeq and is a predicted model, not a curated record. Bases 6975 to 7925 code for a protein of 316 amino acids. Gene Ontology annotation, cellular component: nucleus. Gene Ontology annotation, biological process: regulation of transcription by RNA polymerase II. Gene Ontology annotation, molecular function: RNA polymerase II cis-regulatory region sequence-specific DNA binding; DNA-binding transcription factor activity, RNA polymerase II-specific.